AAACAUUAUUUAAAAAUUAUUUAUAACCAACAACUGCAUAUUUAAUACAUCGCAUGUAAUACAUUUCAGUUAUUAAAUAUAUAUUUUUAAAUGAUUUAGAUUUUGAACUCUUUUUAAAUUCUUUUUUUUUUUUACUUAUUUGUUUAAAAUGUCAGGUAAGUGUUUGGCAUAUAGUCCAUAUUUGCAGAUAAAAAUCCUAAUUCCAACAUUGUUUGGCUUUCUUCUCGUCGCUCCCGUUACCGUGGUAACGGGGAGAGCGAAGCGGAUGAGCGCGGAAGACCCCGGGAAAAGUGACGUCACUGAGCCGCUCUCACCGUCCAUCGGUUAAACUAUGACCUUAGCAGUCGAUGAUGAUGGUGCUCAUCAACGGGGACGGCGGUUCCGCUCGCAAACGGGUUCAGCAGACGGACCGGUACCGGAAGCAGAAACUUGUGUCGAGAUUGAGCGACUCCGGUUUCGAGGAAGACUUGGCUGCUUGUGUCCCGACGUGUUCUUCUUCCUCCACCCGGACAGUCUCGUCGCCGCUGCGGGCGGACGAACCCGGGGACGCGGCAGCCGCGCAACAGUCCAGAUGGUACCAGCAGUACGGUGACGUUGGCUACAGGAUCCAGAGGGAGAGGGAGGCUCUUUUUUAUCCGUGCAAAAGUCUCCUUCUGCAGCCACAAGUGACAGCCGAGGCACGCUGCAAGCUGGUCAGCUGGCUCAUCCCCGUGUGCAAACACUUCCGUCUGUCUUUCGAGUGCUGCUGCCUGGCCGUCAACAUCAUGGACAGGUUCAUGGCGUGCACGCCGGUGGCCGCGGACUGUUUUCAGCUUCUUGGCGUCACCGCGCUGCUCCUUGCCAGCAAAAAGGUGGAGGUGUGCUCCCCAAGUAUCAGUCAUCUCUUGUCGCUGUGCUGUGACGCCUUCACCAAGGAGCAGCUCUGCAACCUGGAGUGUCUCAUCCUGCUGCGCCUCCACUUCCGCCUGGGGGCGCCCACCCUGGCCUUCUUCCUGGACCACUACGCCAACCGCACGGCACCGCCCGCACAGUGUGCCAGCCUGGCCCGUAAAGUGUGCGAAUUGAGCCUCGCCGACUGCACCUUCGACAAAUACGCCCCGUCACUGACGGCCAGCUGCGCGCUGAGCCUGGCGUGCGAGUUACUCCAACCGCAGCGGGCGAAUGCCACAACUUGUCCGCGGGACAGCAUGAUGGCGACUCAGUGUGAGGACACUUCAGCGGCAUGGAGGCCUGAUCUGGCUCAGGAGUGCAGAAACAACCUGAAACUGCUGCUUGCACUCAAUCAGGAGUCAUUAGAUGCAACCUUCAACAUGUGAAAAUAUAUCAUAUUUCACUUUUAUGACGCUGGUCUUGGACUGAUCACCAGUCAGUCAGGGCCGUUAUUGAUCCAUGAUCAUUUCAGUCAAGGUCUGGGGCAAAAGGAAGCUGCAAAUUCAAACAAGAACCAACCAACAGCGAGCAUAUGUUACUAAUAGUUAGUUAAGGGAACUUAUUUAACAAAUAAACAUCCAUAUGUGUCACAGUCUGAAGUUAAACUUUGUAAAAACUGCAGUUCGACCUGGAAAAAAAAAUAGCAUUCAAAAUCAGGGGCAGGGCAGCCCCUCAUUUUAUCCCUAGCCCUUUCCUGCUCCAUCACUGAUAAGAAUAUAAUAGUAAAUUUCCACAGACAUUCACAAUGGCACACAGAGUUCGUGCUGGGGUGGAGUCCUGGGCAGCAGGAUGUGCAAAUUUAUGUUUAAAUUAUGUUCAAUUUGUUAUUUUGCACUGGAAAUGUUUUUAAAUAUAUAUUUUGAAUUUUUAUAUUUUAUUGUUUUAUUUUUAUUGCAAUGAUUUCUCAAAAUUAUACAAUAACCGUCUUUAAACAAUGUUUUUUUUUCACAAUAAACAAUAAUAGUGAAUUAUAAAAAUAAAAAUAAAUGAAUACAUUUAAGUACAGAAAUUUUUCUUAAAUAAUGUCAGUACAACCCCCCCCCCAAAAAAAGAAAAAAAAACACAAAAAAAACCCCACUCCAAUCUCUAUAAACUUAUGCAUAGGUAUAGAGACAUAUACUCAUCCUA
Molecule: messenger RNA, 2058 nt
Organism: Entelurus aequoreus (snake pipefish)
Lineage: Eukaryota; Metazoa; Chordata; Actinopteri; Syngnathiformes; Syngnathidae
Product: cyclin-O protein B
Exons: 3
Coding region: 348-1316 (322 amino acids)
Biological process (GO): regulation of cyclin-dependent protein serine/threonine kinase activity; mitotic cell cycle phase transition
Cellular component (GO): cyclin-dependent protein kinase holoenzyme complex; cytoplasm; nucleus
Molecular function (GO): cyclin-dependent protein serine/threonine kinase regulator activity
Source: RefSeq, a predicted model, not a curated record